This is a messenger RNA of Heterostelium album PN500, 876 nucleotides long. Its product is annotated as transcription initiation factor TFIID subunit 14 family protein. NCBI's taxonomy places the organism in Eukaryota, Evosea, Eumycetozoa, Acytosteliales, Acytosteliaceae. Bases 1 to 876 code for a protein of 291 amino acids. Gene Ontology annotation, biological process: regulation of DNA-templated transcription. The record is from RefSeq and is a predicted model, not a curated record. The transcript is spliced from 3 exons.
AUGGUGACUCAGAAGAGAAUCAAAGGUAACUUUGAACGAUCAAUCAUCGUUGGUUCGAUCUCUCAUUGGUUGGGUAAGAAAGCAGAUGGUCAUACUCAUACUCAUAAAUGGUCUGCCUAUAUCAAAGGAAUAAACAACGAAGAGCUACCUUUUAUAAAAAAGGUUGUUUUUCAUUUACAUUCUAGUUUUAAGAAUCCAAAUAGAGCUGUCGAGAUACCACCUUAUGAAAUUAGUGAAACCGGUUGGGGAGAGUUCGAUCUUGGUGUAACGGUGUACUUUGUAGAUCCCAAUGAGAAACCUCUGGAUUUGUUUCAUCUGCUGAGAUUGCAUCCUCCCGAUGGUGUCAAAACAAAGCAACCGGUGGUAUCAGAGACAUUGGAUGUUAUCAUCUUCCACGACCCUACCGAAUCAUUCUACAAUCUAAUCAAACUACCAGAGAAACCUGCAGAAGCUGCCAAGAAUCAUGCAUUAAAACUUGCACAAGAUCAAAAUCUAACUUUACAGGAACAAGCAGAGAUUAAUAAGUUAAUAGAUGGCAGAACAAAGACGAUUGCAGAUGUGCAGAAAUAUAGAGAUAUGUGGAAGGAGAAAGAAGGUGAAUCACUUCAACUCUAUCAAUCUAUACAACAAAUGGAAAAGACAAAGUUAAUCUAUCAAAAGAAACUAGAGAAAUAUAAUCAGAUGAAACAACAACAACAACAACAGCAACAACAACAACAACAAAUAGAUACAAAUAUGACAGAUGUAAAUAGUAACGUAAUUAAUCAACAACCGAUACCAAUGGAUUUGACAACAGCUGCAACAACAACAACAACAAAUACAAAUAAUACAACAGCAUUUACAACAACAACAAAUUCAAAUACAGUUAUAAUAUAA